This is a messenger RNA of Cariama cristata (Red-legged seriema), 1272 nucleotides long. RefSeq names its product 2-oxoglutarate and iron-dependent oxygenase domain containing 3 (gene OGFOD3). Bases 1 to 1272 code for a protein of 423 amino acids. The record is from RefSeq and is a predicted model, not a curated record. The transcript has 10 exons. Gene Ontology annotation, molecular function: oxidoreductase activity, acting on paired donors, with incorporation or reduction of molecular oxygen; iron ion binding; L-ascorbic acid binding. NCBI's taxonomy places the organism in Eukaryota, Metazoa, Chordata, Aves, Cariamiformes, Cariamidae. Gene Ontology annotation, cellular component: membrane.
AUGUGCGCGUAUACUCAAACCGAGGGAUCAGUCGGGGUACCGGCCCUGGCUCUUGACUGGGCCUCCCCGGUAUCGGGUGCGGUAGAGGCCAAAGCGGUUCCGCACCAGCUCGGGAGUGCGUCGUUUGCUUACGUGGGACUGUCGCUGUGCUCUCUCCUUAGUGCCAAGAAGAGCAGAGACCUGCAGGAGUCACGGUGGAGGCGGCAGAAGGCCGCGUUCCUCCUCUCCUCUGCUGCGGUCAGUGGCCUCCUCAUCUGGAGCUACCUGGGCACCGAGGAUGGGGUCACAGAGGUGCUGGCUCAUCACAGUGAGAACCUGCAAGGCAAGUUCGUUGAGAUCCCCUGCUCUGAGGACUACGACAGCCACAAGAGAUUUGAAGGGUGCACUCCUAGAAAGUGUGGAAGAGGUGUGACCGAUGCAGUAAUCACAAGGGAAGAAGCUGCAAGAAUCCGUAGAAUAGCAGAGAGGGGACUGUCCUUGGGAGGAUCUGAUGGAGGGGCAUCCAUUUUGGACUUGCACUCUGGAGCUCUUUCACUGGGGAAGCAUUUUGUUAAUCUGUACAGGUACUUUGGGGACAAAAUUCAAGACAUCUUCACAGAAGAGGAUUUUGCAUUAUAUCGUGAUGUGAGACGGAGAAUUCAACAAAGGAUUGCUCAGGCAUUUGGUAUCAGCUCUUCUUCCAUGUACCUGACUAAGCCAACGUUCUUUUCGAGAAUAAACAAUACAGAAGCCAAGACAACACAUGAUGAAUACUGGCACCCACACGUUGACAAGGUAACUUACGGCUCUUUUGACUAUACUUCACUGCUCUACCUCUCUGACUACACUGAAGACUUUGGUGGUGGACGGUUUGUCUUUAUGGAUGCAGGUUCCAACAAGACGAUAGAGCCCCGAGCAGGCCGUGUUUCCUUUUUCACCUCUGGAUCGGAGAACCUUCAUCGGGUGGAAAAGGUUCGCUGGGGCACUCGCUACGCCAUCACCAUCUCCUUCACUUGCAACCCAGACCAUGGUAUUGGGGAUCCAGUCUUGAUCUUGGUCGUCUACACAAUACAGGAACACGACAAAGUGGUCGAAGACAGUCCUGUGGUUACAAGUAAUAUGAGCAAGUCCCUGGCUGCGGUGUCGGCACUUUGUGUCUCGGCUUUUGCACAAACGUACCCUAAGGUUCGGCGUGUGACACGAGAGGAUCACCCAAGGACACAGGAGCCCAGUAACACUGCAGGGCUGGCGCGGGACUCCUCUCAAGCGGAUGGGGGUCGGAAUAUGCCAUAA